CCCAUCCAUGUAUGAAAUAUGAGUUACAGUUGAAAAAUUGAUCAACAACAGCAAUUCACCAUGUCUCCCCCUUCUGCUCAUGCAGAGCAACAAGAGCCGGACGCCCACAACCACCUUCUGCACCAAACUUACGUGGAGCUGUAUCACCACGGCCUUCACCACAUCAAGUCCUCGGCGCUGCUGUGCGCCGUUGGACUAGGCAUCCCCGGCGCCAUCCGCGGCGGCGCAGCAACCAUCUCCGACCUCGUCACCGACACCGGUGUCCGCCCCGCCAAGCGCUCGCACCUCCGGCGGCUCAUGCGCAUGCUUACCUGCUUCGGCAUCUUCGGUGCCGCCAGCGAGCAGCGAGAAGGUUCCGCCGCCACCGAUGACGGUGAGAGUGAGACCGUGAUCUACACGCUGACGCCCGUGUCCAGCGUCCUCGUCGGCGACAAGGACGCAUCAGGCGCCGCCGCCGCCGCCUCGCCGUCGCUUGACAUGUCGGCACUGCUCCGCCUGGUGGCACGCCCGAGCACGUCCGUCUCCACUUUCUUCAGCUUGGAAGAGUGGUUCAGAGACGGCGGAGGCGCCACGACGCUGUUCGAGAUGGCACUUGGUGUGCCUCCAUGGACCUUGACCAAGAACGACGCCGCCUACAACAGAGCCAUGAACGAAGGCUGUGUCGCCGACACCAGCUUGGCUAUGGACGUCAUGCUGAAAGAUACCUGCAGAGGUGCCAGUAGUAUCUUCAGUGGGCUCACCUCGCUGGUCGAUGUUGGAGGGGGCCAUGGCGCAGCCGCUAUGGCCAUCGCUACGGCCUUUCCACACAUCAAGUGCAGUGUGCUAGACCUCGAACAAGUGAUCAUCAAGGUGCCAACUACUGAUCUUAUUCAUAGCACGGUGAAGUUCAUCGCCGGUGACAUGUUCGAGUCUAUUCCACCUGCAGAUGCUGUUUUCCUAAAGCAUGUUUUGCACUGUUGGGAUGAUGACCACUGUGUCAAGAUACUUAGACAGUGCAAGAGAGCGAUUCCCUCCAGAGAUGCUGGAGGUAAAGUGAUCAUUAUGAGUAUUGUGGUCGGCUAUGGAACACUCGACAAAGUUGUCAAGGAGACGCAAGUGCUGUUUGAUAUGUACAUGAUGCGAUAUGGUGGGUCUGAGCGAGAGGAGCACGAAUGGAGAAAAAUCUUUUCAAAAGCUGGAUUCAGUGAUUACAAGAUCACGCCCAUAUUAGGUUUUCAUUCAAUUAUUGAGGUUUUUCCAUGAAGAAGCUCAAUAAUAAUGGGCCGGGAAACUAUCUAUCUAUAUAUAUAGUUAAGUACUACAACGUCAAUAAGAGAUAAACAAUGAAUUGUGAUCACUAUGUUAUUCACGGUUGUUUGUAUCAUGCAUGGAAGUUCCAUAAAA
This is a messenger RNA of Sorghum bicolor (sorghum), 1383 nucleotides long. RefSeq names its product acetylserotonin O-methyltransferase 2. Gene Ontology annotation, biological process: methylation. Gene Ontology annotation, molecular function: S-adenosylmethionine-dependent methyltransferase activity; O-methyltransferase activity. The transcript is spliced from 2 exons. The coding region runs from base 61 to 1242 and encodes 393 amino acids. Lineage: Eukaryota; Viridiplantae; Streptophyta; Magnoliopsida; Poales; Poaceae. The record is from RefSeq and is a predicted model, not a curated record.